AUGGAGGCACUUGGGAAUUUGGCAUUCGACAGAGGAAGGAAGUGUUACCAUUUGCGUGAUAAUCUAAGGUCGCUCGAAACGAAGUUGCAAAGAUUAAGCAACAGGAAAAUUGACUUCGAGUCGAAAGUGAAAGUUGCAGAAAGAUCAGGUACUAAGAAAAGGAAAAGGGAGGUUGAGAAUUGGUUUGAGGAGGUAGCAAAAUUAGAGAAUGAAUUCGUUGCAUUGAAAACGAGGGUAGAACAGGGUAAUCUUCUAAAAAAUGCAUUUAGCAGUGGGGAUGGAGUGGAGAAAAUGGACGAGAUUGUAGAGCAACUGAUGGUGCAAAGUGAUAGUGAUCAUUUUGCUGAGCUUUGCCUUGAGGCUUCUGAGAGCAGAGGUGAGCCACGAGUGACAACAGAAUUAUUUGGGAAAAUGUUUUGCAAAGGUCUGGAAACAAUCCCGGCAUGGUUGGACACCAAUGAGAUCUUAAGGAUUGGGAUAUGGGGGAUGGGAGGUGUGGGUAAGACUACUUUGGCGGAACACAUCCAUAAUCAUCUCCUUGAGAAUACUCAAUUCAAGGUUUAUUGGAUUUCUGUCUCUCAAGAUUUUAGCAUCGAAAAGCUGCAAGGUGACAUUGCUAAACGCCUAAGGCUUGAUCUGUCAAACGUGGAUGAUGAAGGAGCAAGGGCACGUAGGUUGCGUGACGCAUUCGAGAAAAUGGAGGAAAUGGUAGUGCUCAUAUUGGAUGAUGUUUGGGAAGACUUUGGUUUAGACAGGUUAGGGAUUCCUCUUGAUGCAAGAAAUUGCAGAUUGAUUUUGACUACACGCUCAAAAGAAGUGUGCAACCGGAUGCAAUGCCAUAGCAAUUUUGAGUUGAAAACCUUGGACACGGAGGAAGCUUGGGGUUUGUUCGAGCGUACACUUGGCAGCGAGACCUCGCUUGAUGGAGGUUUGAAAGAUAUUGCCAAGUCCAUCAUGGAAAGGUGUGAUGGUUUGCCUCUUGGUAUUGUCACAGUGGCUGGGAGCAUGAGAGGUUUGAGAGACAUCUAUGAAUGGAGAAAUGCAUUGGAAGACUUGAAAGCAUGUUCAAUAGGGCAUGACAAGAUGGAAAAAAAGGUGUUUCGCAUCCUGGAAUGGAGUUUCAAUCGCCUGAAUAAAUGUGAAAAGAAUUGCUUCUUGUAUUGCUGUCUUUAUCCAGAAGAUAGUGAUAUAAAAAGGGAGAAACUAAUAGACCUGUUAAUUUGGGCAGAGCUGAUGUCAAAACGGGACUCAAGGUCAAAAGCAUUUGAUGAAGGUCAAACGAUAUUAAACAAACUGAUAAGAGUUUGCUUGCUGGAAGAAACAAAAGAUUCCAAAGGGGAUGACUGUGUAAAGAUGCAUGAUUUGGUCAGAGACAUGGCAUUAAGGAUCACAAAUGGAAACUCCACACCAGAGAGCAGCAGAGAUGAUGUACCCCGAUUCUUGGUGAAAAGCUUAGGAUGGAGACGUUCAAAAGUAAUACUGGAACAAGAAGAGUGGACACAAGAUCUCCGUGCAGUUUCCUUCUGUUCAAAAAAUUUCAAAGGAAUAGAAAUUCCACCAGCCUGGUCACCAAAUUGUCCUAAGCUCUCCACCUUGCUUCUUUCUCGGGUUUUCCUAAAAGAAAUCCCAGAUUCGUUCUUUCAGCACAUGUGUGCACUUAAAGUUCUGAAUCUACAAGGGUGCAAAGGUAUAACAGAGUUGCCUAAUUGUGUUUCAGACAUGGUGAAUCUCACUGCUUUGAUUUUGGGACAUUGUGCAGACCUCAUGUCUGUGCCACCACUGGGAAAACUCAAGCAAUUGAGGGAAUUGAAUCUUUCCAAAACUAAGAUUCAGGAUUUACCUCAAGGUUGGGAGUCACUGGUCAAUCUCGAAAGGCUUAAUUUGGACGAGUGUCGGACUUUAAGUUUAAAGAUAUUACCAAAAGGGACAUUUUCCCAAUUCCACCGUCUUCAACUGCUAAUAUUGCCACCCUUUGGUAAGGUACAAGUUAAUGAUCCGGAAGUGCUGAACCAAUUAGAAGGUUUCAUAGGAUGUUUGUCUUUUACGGACUUCUACAAAAUUACUCGGUGGCCAAAAUACUAUAAUGUUUAUAUCAAUGACAUCUUAACUAAGAGUCGGGGUUAUAUGUAUUACCAGAAACAACUGUAUUUCCAUCAGUGCAAGCUUGGUAGAGGAUCGAACUAUCUGCCAGAUGAUAUGAAAAGUCUGAGAAUCCAGGAUUGUGAGGGCAUGGGCAUUAGGUGCUUGUCAGAUGCUUUUAGGAAUUUUAUAAAUUUAAGCCACUUAUUUGCAUUGUAUAUUGUUGAUUCAGUUGGAAUAGAGUUCCUCUGGCAAUUGUCCCCUGCUUCUCCACAUGAUCAGUUGGAAGUCUCGUCUCUUAGUCCACUCUGUCAUCUCGAACGGCUAGGGCUCUCCAGGUUACCAAACCUGGUUGGUCUUUUUUACGGAGGAUCAGGACCAUAUUUGCUUCCUGUUGGCACCUUUUCUUCCCUCAAAAUAAUGUGGAUUCAUGAAUGUCACAACAUGAAGCAGCUAUUCACAGUGCAGUUGUUGCAGACCCUUCAAAAUCUUGGAAAUUUAAACGUUAAAGACUGUGAAGGAUUGGAGGAGAUAGCAGCAGAUGGCUAUGGAGUAGGGCAAGAAGGAGGAGAAGGCAUCCAAUUGGCUUCAAGUGAAGCCACCGCCACUGUCAUCCUUCCAAAAUUAAGGAGAUUGACUCUGAAUAGGCUGCCGCAACUGAAGAACAUUUGCAAGGCAGCCAUGAUAUGCAAUUCCAUUAAGGAGAUUGAAGUAUUCGAUUGUCCAAAGGUAAAGAGGCUUCCUUCGUUUCUUUCCUCCAUUGACGGACCACCAUGUCCUCCUAGCAAACUUGGGAUGAUCAGGGGAGAUAAAGAAUGGUGGGAAUCGUUAGAGUGGGACAAUUCCUACCCAAAAAAUGCCAUUGACCCACUUUUUAGAGCAAGGUGAUGAAGUUCGAACUGGGUGUUGAAGGCCACCUAUUUGAUCAAAAUCCGGAUUGGUUCUUAUGUUACUCGGUAGCCACAAACUUGCUGCUGCAGCCUGCAAGAGAGGUGAUGUUGCAAAAAUAAGUGUUAAUUGAAGCCCUGUCCACCAGUACCAAAUUUCCUUUCAAGACGUGCUUCUUCUUUA
Messenger RNA from Coffea eugenioides, 3150 nucleotides. RefSeq names its product probable disease resistance protein At4g27220. Bases 1 to 2967 code for a protein of 988 amino acids. Gene Ontology annotation, molecular function: ADP binding; protein binding; ATP hydrolysis activity. The transcript has 2 exons. NCBI's taxonomy places the organism in Eukaryota, Viridiplantae, Streptophyta, Magnoliopsida, Gentianales, Rubiaceae. The record is from RefSeq and is a predicted model, not a curated record.